CAACAUUCAGUUAAGGAUGCCCACGCGUCAACCAAACAACCCGCACAUUUCCUCUUAUCUUUAGUUUAUUACAUCGCAUUGGGCCUAUACGUACAUAGAGGGGCGUGUGCGGUUGACUGGCUCUUGGAAAAUGUUAGACAGUGCUUUAUUUCUUUGUGUGGAGUUGCAUAUAAUCAGAUACAUGCACACGUCAAAGUAUUCCUGUGUAUUUACCACCAUGGAGUUUCAUGUUUUCUAUUUGUUUGUGUUUUUGGCUUUCCUCAUUGCUACUAUUCAAUCAGCAAAAUUAAACUCAUUCACCGAAAACGCGGAACGUGUUCUAAAUGCUUCUGGACCUGCACGGACAUACAUCAAUGUUUUGUACGGGGUGUGCCUUACCCGCCCUCCUUACUAUGUGAAAGCAACGGUCACACCCAUAAAGAACUCCCCAAUCGCUUUCAAUGUGGAAGCUGUGAGAAUAAACCAAUACGAUGUUUUGCUUCAAAUUGACAGAACCGAUGCAACUGAAGGGUGGGAAGAAAUGUCGGUACAAGUAAACUGGACCGCAUACACCUCUCGAGCUGAGAGUUGCGACGAUUUGCGUGAAAUCGAAUCAGAAGAUGGGAUCUACAAUAUUUUCGACUAUGGCGGUUCAGAAUACUCCGUGUUUUGCGACAUGUCCACUGAUGGUGGCGGUUGGACCUUCGUGGCAAGCAUUCAUGAAAAUGAUAUGAAAGGUAGAUGUACUGCUGGUGAUAAAUGGUCAAGCGAAAGAGGAAACAACCAUAAUAACCCUCAUGGGGACGGCAACUGGGAAAACAGCAAUACAUUUGGGAGAAUAGAGUACGCUACGAGGGAAGAUUACAAAAACAGAGCUUAUUUUCAGCUGAAUGCAUCUAAUCUAAUGGUUUGGUACGUCCCUAACAACACGAGUUUCUCCGACUACAAACCGUCAGCUUAUAUUCGAUACCGCACUGCCAACAAAACCUUGGCAAAACUUGGAGGAAACUUGCAGGAGAUAUUUAAAUCUUACCCGAUAAAAUAUCUUCCAAAAGCUAAUUACAAGAACGGCCCUUCCGCACCUGUGGUUUUUGAUCAUGGAAACUUAACCGACCUAAUGAAAAAUUCGGUUCCUAGAUUUUUUAGUGAGGUUGAAUUUGGAUACGUUCAGUUUCGGGCACUUAACGAAGAAAAGUCCGCCUUCGCCUUUUGCCCUGGAGUACGAAUAGUUGCAUCGAACCUCAACGUGGAACAUUUCUGUGUUGGAAGCACCAGUUAUCAUGUUGGUCACAAGGGUAUUGUAGGAUACUGUGGUGAUUUUUCCGCAUUUGAUUGGUCCACUGCAAAAGCAAGCGAUAAGCUUAUACACACGACCUUCUUCUUGUUUUAUAGAUGAAACUGGCGAUGAAACCCUACAGUUUACGGUGUAGACUUAUACACAGUGUAAAAAACGUAUUGUACAAGAAAUCAUUUGUUAUAAUUCUGCUGUGGCCCAUGGUCUACUUAACAUGUGCUAUUACAGUUCUGUGGGGUAAAAUGGGACACCUUUGGCACAUAAUCAUCAAAAAUCCUGAUCGUGUUUUUAACAAUUAACACCGGUCUAUGGGUGUCGUGAGAGGACACGGUUUUGUAAUUCUUCGGAUGUUCUUUGUUCACUACCAAAUGGGACGAGAAAAUAGAAUGAAAGGGUGUCCCAUCUUCCACCACCCUAUAAUAUAUACCAUCCCUUAUUUCCUAAACUUUGUUAUAGCCCUAUGUGUUGGAUGACAUAAAUGGCUUUUGGAUAUCAUUUCCUAUGA
This is a messenger RNA of Ciona intestinalis (vase tunicate), 1778 nucleotides long. The record is from RefSeq and is a predicted model, not a curated record. NCBI's taxonomy places the organism in Eukaryota, Metazoa, Chordata, Ascidiacea, Phlebobranchia, Cionidae.